Messenger RNA from Aedes aegypti (yellow fever mosquito), 1126 nucleotides. It is a transcript of the gene U2af38, whose product is annotated as splicing factor U2af 38 kDa subunit. The record is from RefSeq and is a predicted model, not a curated record. The transcript has 3 exons. Gene Ontology annotation, molecular function: pre-mRNA 3'-splice site binding; metal ion binding. NCBI's taxonomy places the organism in Eukaryota, Metazoa, Arthropoda, Insecta, Diptera, Culicidae. Bases 149 to 889 code for a protein of 246 amino acids. Gene Ontology annotation, cellular component: spliceosomal complex; U2AF complex. Gene Ontology annotation, biological process: mRNA splicing, via spliceosome.
AAAUUUGACAACUCCGUGACGGCGAGGAGUCGGUUCGCCAUUUUUGUAAGCUUCCAGAAAGAAUCGCUUGGUUUUUAAAACUGUUGAUCAAUUCAGCCUAAAAACCUAACUAUAAGGACUUUUAAUCGUAUAUUUCAUAUCGCAAACGAUGGCUGAAUAUCUAGCCUCGAUUUUCGGUACGGAAAAAGACAAGGUCAACUGCUCGUUUUAUUUCAAGAUCGGAGCUUGCCGGCACGGUGAUCGCUGUUCUCGGAUUCAUAAUAAGCCAACAUUCUCUCAAACAUGCUUGCUGCAGAAUUUGUACGUAAAUCCGCAAAAUUCGGCCAAAUCUGCCGAUGGAAGUCAUUUGGUAGCAAACGUAUCCGAUGAAGAAAUGCAGGAGCAUUACGACAAUUUCUUCGAGGACGUAUUCGUCGAGUGCGAGGACAAGUAUGGAGAAAUUGAAGAGAUGAACGUUUGCGAUAACCUGGGCGACCAUUUGGUAGGAAAUGUGUAUAUUAAAUUUCGUCGCGAAGAAGAUGCUGAAAGAGCUGCUAAAGACCUGAACAACCGUUGGUUUGGAGGACGUCCGGUCUAUUCGGAGUUGUCGCCGGUGACCGACUUUCGCGAGGCUUGUUGCCGUCAGUACGAAAUGGGCGAAUGCACUCGGUCGGGAUUCUGUAACUUCAUGCAUCUGAAACCAAUUUCGCGAGAACUGCGCCGGUAUCUGUACUCAAGACGACGUGGGCGAUCCAAAUCAAGAUCACGUUCUCCAAAGCGCGGUGGUGGAGGCGGCGGAGGCGGAGGUGGAGGUGGACGUGACCGUUCUCCACGCGAUCGUCGCAGAUCUCGAAGCCGCGAUCGCAAGGGACCCGAACGAAACGACAAUGGACGUAAGGGAAGAUACUGAGGCGAAAGCGUUCUGCACAGAUGCUGGUGAACAAACAUUUUAGUUAAAGGUAAAUUGUGUUUGCAUAAAUCCAAUAACUAAGGAUAUUCUUAUAGUUUUGUCCAUGCUAUAAACUUUUAGCCAAUCAGAACCAAUUCUACCACUGGCUAUAUUUUCUCUAUAAGUUGAAUACAUUUUCAAGUAUUUGUUUUAUGUCAAUAAACUUACAGUAACGAGAUGCAACAAUUCCCGAAAAAA